Molecule: messenger RNA, 5636 nt
Organism: Myxocyprinus asiaticus (Chinese sucker)
Lineage: Eukaryota; Metazoa; Chordata; Actinopteri; Cypriniformes; Catostomidae
Gene: angptl6
Product: angiopoietin-like 6
Exons: 8
Coding region: 377-1855 (492 amino acids)
Source: RefSeq, a predicted model, not a curated record
UUUCACCGAGCUGUUUUUUUUUUUUUUUUAAGUCUUUUUAAAAGUUUACUGUCAGUCUGGGUGUCUCCCAUUCCUCCACUGCUCUCUGCCUUUGAACACCUCCACUGAAUAUCAGCCAGAGCAUGGAGCAGACAUUCACUGCACUACGGUCAUGGUGCUUAAUUAUUGAUGCAAAGGCAAUAAGUGCCUUCAUAGUGAUUUUUGUUGUUGUUGUUGUUUAAAUUAUACUCUCCUGGUUACAAAGAACGCAGAUCAGAAGCUUAGCGUUGAAUAUCUAGUCUAAAGACAUGUUAAUGAGCUGAACACACCAAAUCCAGAAGAGAAGAUCAUCUGGUGAAGGUUGCCUGGAUAGUUUAUUGGACAAUAAGACACACUAAUGGAGAUUCCAGUGACUUGUGCCUUGACCAUCCUGCUGUUUUUCGUUGAGAUGAACUCUGUAGAUUGUCGCAAGGAACCCUCUAAUACAGACACCUCCAAGAGUGAUGUCGGUCAAAAAAGGCCAUUUCGAACGCCAGAGAACAAGCCAAGCCGCUGUUCCUACACCUUCAUUGUGCCCCAGCAGAAGUUAACGGGGGCCGUCUGCGUGAGCACCGAGUCAGCCCGUGCCAACCGGUCUGAGACGGCAGCCCUGCGAGCGCUGUUAGACCGGCAACAAGAACAACUGGACAGAAUACGUGGGCAACUGGAGCAGGAAGGGGCACUGGCCAAUGAGAUGAGAGUUCUGCGCAGGGAGAGUGUCAGCAUGAAUGCCCGCAUCACCCAACUCUAUGCCCAACUGCUGAACGAGAUUAUCCAGAAGAAGGAUCAGGCUUUGGAGCAACGGCGUCUUGAGAGUUUGGUGCUUAAUGCAACAUCCCAGGUGCUGCAGGUGUCAAGUAGUUACAGAGACCUGGAAAAGAAGUAUGACAUGCUCACUUCGCUAGUGAGCAACCAGAGCCAGUUAAUAACACAUCUGGAGAAACAGUGCCAACUCAAGGACUCUACCAAAGCACAGCAGGUGGCUACAUCACUUCCGGUUCAACAGUCAAAUGGACUGGUGAAUGUGAACUCAGAGCCCAAACACAUCACAAGCAAUGUCCAAAGAGACCAAAGUGCCCCUUUGCCGCAGGAACAGAGAUGGCAAGAGUCGCUGCAGAUCUUUGAUGACUCCCCCAGCUCCCCCACAGACACACCGUUCUUCAGUUACCCUGUGACUACAUCUCCAGGGCCGUGGCAGGACUGUCAGCAUGUGCUGGAGUCAGGAGAGAUGACCAGUGGCAUCUAUCUGGUGCGUCCACGCAACACCAACCGUCUGCUGCAGGCUUGGUGUGACCAAAGCAGAGCUCAGGGUGGGUGGACCAUCAUCCAGAGGAGACAGGAUGGCUCUGUGAACUUCUUCAGGACCUGGGAGCAGUACAAGCAAGGCUUUGGGAAUCUGGAUGGAGAAUACUGGCUGGGUCUGGAGCACCUGUACUGGCUCACCUCUCAGGCCACCUACAAGCUGCGCGUCUCCAUGGAGGACUGGCAAGGACGUCAAGUGUUUGCGGAAUACAACAGCUUUCGGGUGGAACCGGAGAGUGACUGGUAUCGUCUACGGUUAGGCCAUUACCAAGGCAACGCAGGAGACUCUCUCUCAUGGCACAACAAUAAAGCUUUCACCACUCUGGAUCGUGAUAAGGAUGCUUACUCAGGUAACUGUGCUCAUUACCAGAAGGGUGGCUGGUGGUAUCACAUGUGUGCCCACUCUAACUUGAAUGGAGUUUGGUACAGAGGCGGCCAUUACCGAAGUCGAUACCAGGAUGGCGUUUACUGGGCGGAGUUCCACGGAGGCUCGUACUCCCUGAAGAGAGUUGCCAUGAUGAUCAAACCUGUAUAACAUGAACAGAGACAAAUCUGCAGACCACUCUGAGGACGUAGAGUACUUAUAAUGAGUUUUGUAUAGAACAAUGCAAUGAUAAAAACAAGAUAAUUAGCACUAAUCGUCUUUAAUGAGCUUCAGGAGAUAUUUAUUGGCUCUCUAGCAAUCGGAGAUCAAGUCUUUAAAGGGAUAGUUCACCCAAAAUGAAAAUACUUUCAUCAUUUACUGACCCUCAUGCCAUUACAGAUGUGUAUGAAUUUCUUUCUUCUGCAGAACAUGAAGAUUUUUAGAAGAAUAUUUCAGCUCUGUAGGUCCAUACAAUGCAAGUGAAUGGGUGCCAAAAUCCACAUCCGCAUAAAAGUAAUCUCAAUUGGUUUAAUCCAUGUCUUCAGAAGUGAUAUGAUAGGUGUGGGUGAGAAACAGAUACAUUUUUAAGUCAUUUUUUUUAUCAUAAAUUCUUCUCCUUGUCCACUAGGGGGCGAUAUGAACAAAGAAUGUGAAUCAUCAAAAACAGAAGAAAAAGAAUGUGAAAGUGAAAGCUAAAGUGGAGAUUGACUGAGCAGGGAGGAGAAUUUAUAGUAAAAAAAAGACUUAAAUAUUGAUCUGUUUCUCAUCCACACCUAUCAUAUUGUGUCUGAAGACAUUGAUUUAACAACUGGAGUCACAUGGAUUACUUUUAAGCUGCCUUUAAAUGGAUUUUGGAGCUUAAAAAUUUUGGCACACCAUUCACUUGCUUAUGGACCUACAGAGCUGAGAUAUUCUUCUAAAAAUCUUCAUUUGAGUUCAGCAGAAGAAAGAAAGUCAUACUCAUCUGGGAUGGCAUGAGUGUGAGUAAAUGACGAUAGAAUUUACAUUUUUAGGUGAACCAACCCUUUAAGUUUCCUUAAAAUUGUUGGUGCAAAGACCAUUAUUUGAAUGAUCUCAUGCGCUAUUGUAUUUUGUUAUAUUUGAUAUUACUGUAUUGUAUUGCAUUAACGUACAUAAUGUUUACUUUUUAGUUAUUACUAAAGUGUUUAUCAUUCAGAAUUAUUGGCUACAGGUUUUUACUGUUUUACUCUUUUAAAGUACAACAUAUUGAUAAUGCAGAAGUGUUUGCUAUGUUAUUUUUAAGAACUUUGCUUCACACAUUUUCUGUUCCGUUUAAGUGGUUUUCCUCUUCAAAAUGUGAUAGCAUGGGCAGGAUUUCCUGUUCAAUUGUUUGCCAUCAUCUCAGGCAUUAAACAUCAUGCUUAUCGCAAUUACUUGAAAAUAAAUCCUUUUCACAAUCAGCUCUUGUUCGUCAAAAGAGACGCAUCCAUCAUCCAUCAUUAACAUCAUUGCUCUUCAUUUGUGCGCUGCUCAUAAUGCUCCUGUCUCAACAGCUGAUAGGUCUCUUGCUAGUCACCCUUGCACAUGGUGUCUUCCAAAAAGCAUUCUAGCAAUGAAGCAAACCAACCAGCUCCGAGGUGUAUCACACGCACGGUCAGGUCUAAGGGGAAGUUUCUUGUGACUCCUAGAAAGUUCUGACAGAACUUCUUGUGACCCCCCCACUUCCCAAAGGUCAGUGCUCCCCCACAGAUCUCAUCCUAGUACUGACCCUGAUCACAAGAUUACAUAGUUUGAUCUGAAGAAAAAAGUAUUUGUAAAUCAGACAAAAAGACUGUGGUACAAGACUGUGUACUUAACGUUAUUCAUGGGGCCAUGAACUACAAUCCCAUGAAGCACUGCGAAUGAUGUAAUCAAAUAAAAAAUGAUGGAAAGAUUUAAAACUAUUUGAUUGAUCAUACUGUAUAUCAUAGAAUCAAUAUAUUUUAUUGCAAAAUAUUCAGAUAUUUGCAAAGAAACAAGCAGUCUGAAAGUGAAGAGAGACUGUCUGGAUUGCAUCAUUCACAGUGAGUCAUGAAACUGGGGGUUGCUGCAGCUUCAGUUUGUCACACUUUGGAUUGUCUGAUUGGUGGAUCAUUUAUUUUGCUCAGGAUCAUGAGUAGUGUAGUUCUUCACCAGAAAUUCUGCUACUAAACACGAUUUUAAAAAAAUGAAGUUGAAUUAAACAUUAUGGCUUAAACAUAAGCAUAUACCAUCGGUUAACAACCUCUGGGAAUUAUUAUUAUUUUUAUUUAUUUUUAUUUUUGCAAUAGCAGCAACAAAGCGUUCAAUUCUGGUUAGUUUGAGAGAAACAGUUAUACAUCCUCUUGAGUAUAGCAUUCAUGUAACUAGUGUUGUCAAAAGUACCGGUACUUCAAAUCAAUACCAAGUUGAUAGUAAAAUAAAAAGAUGUCAAGAUACCAGUGUUUCUGCAGUACCGGUAGUACCGAGCACCAACUCUCUCCGGUACCAGCGUGCAGUAUGACUGAAACACAACAGAUUUAAAAUGCUCACAGGCUUAUUCUGAACAUGUGCUCUGUUACUUGUUUUACACUGAAAUAGACAAUUAAUCAAAUUAAAAUCGUGAUAUGUCCUAGUGUGAUUUAUUAAACCCCUAAAGGCUGCAAUCUUCGUGUGGAUGAGAAGCGUACUUUAAAUGAAUGUAUAAAUCCGACCGCUCCUACAUUGGAAACUCUACGGACAUUGAGAAUCAUUCACGUUGUAUCAGAUGACAAAGCGGAGCACUAAUCCACUGUAAAGCGCAUAUUACAUUAUAACAUUAAAUAACAGCAUUUACAAUUUAACCUCAACUCAACUUUAUUUAUAUAGCAUUUAAUACAAAAAAGUUGUAAAAAUUCAAACACUCCAAAACUGUGUCAUAGAUAUCAUUUGUCAGACACAAAGGCCAGUGUAAAGAGAUGAGAUUUCAGACGUGACUUAAAAGUCUUCAGUGAUCACACUGGGCUGUGUCGCAAACUGUUUAUCCAGAACAGUGAAGCUUCUGGCAAAAAUAUGCUGGAGACAUAAAAUCACACCUGCGUUAUAAUAACCUAUAAUGCUAUAAACCCACUAUAAAAAUGUUUCAGUCAAAUAUAAAAAACUUUAACCAAUUAUUUAUCAAUUUCGAACAAUUUAUAAACUUUUAUUGAAACAAUUCUACAAACAGAUUUAAAUUAAUGAUCAUAUAACAUAUAAAACUGUCUCUGUGAAAACCUGUGCUCCUGAAAUAAAAGCAUUUAAAGAGUAUACAUUAUUAGCUAGUAUUAGCAUUAUCUUUUUAGAAGUUAUGGUGGUGUUAAUCAUUUUAGGGACUGUUAUUAAUUUUCCGUGUUUUAGACAGUUGAUCAGUGAUCAGCUCAAUUCACACAGUUCGAGUGGGGAAAUCCCCAACACUAUGCCUGGAUUAUUUAAUAAAAUCUUUCUUGAUUAUUCUUUUUGAAAACAUUGUUAGUGCACUGUUAAUGUCUUUCAAUAUUCUUUUUUCUCCUCACAUUUUCGUAAAGAGUCAAAAAAGUUUCAAUGAAAAUCAUACAAAUUUUGUCAUAAUCUUCUUUUUCUUGUCAUCUUUGUUAUUAUUUAUGAAAUAAAAAUACCCCGAUACAUUUUCGUCAUUAGUUUCGUUAACGAGAUUAACACAGAAUACGGCGGUUUUCAAAUAACAUUAAUGAAUUGUCAUCAAUUUUUCAUGCAUAUGCUGUUUUGACAGCACUUCACAGGGUGAGCUGGAAUGCUGACAGGGGGUGCUGCAGCUCCCCCAGCACCCCUACUUCCAACAGCUAUGAAUAUCACAGAGACUUUGGGAUGAGCUGUUUUGAUUUGGGCCAUGAAGCAACCACCUAGCAACCAGGGAGAACACCCUUGCAACGCCCAAGCAACCAUUCAUAACACUUCAGCAACUGCAUAACAAUGCCCUGACAAAGCAUCCCAAAUCAUUGUCAAAUUGUAAAUUAUACUU